This is a messenger RNA of Linum tenue, 786 nucleotides long. The record is from the annotation of a GenBank genome assembly. Lineage: Eukaryota; Viridiplantae; Streptophyta; Magnoliopsida; Malpighiales; Linaceae.
AUGAAGAAGGUCACAAUCGUCGCCUGCUCCCACGAAUUCCCCAUCGAAAUCAGCGAUCGAGAGCCCGUCCUCGAGAUCAAGCGCAAGAUGGAGCAGCUCCUCGGCGUCCCGGUUCCGGCACAGACGCUGUCCAUCUUCGGCUGGGAGCUAAUCGACGGGCUCGACAUGGAAGACUACCCAAUCGUCACCCACGGCACCAGAAUCGACCUCACCGUCAAACCAACCAGCAAGAAGAUCCCCAUCACCGUCAAGCUCCCGUCCCGCCACGUCACCACCGUCGAGGUCGACACGUCGGACACCGUCAGAAGCCUCAAGGAGAAGAUCCACGUGGUCGCGGCCCCUAGUAGUGGUACUACUCGGAUGUCGCUCUUCUACUCAGGGGUGGAGCUGGAGGACGAUUUCCGGAACCUGAGCGAGUACGGGGUCCACGAGUUUGCGGAGAUAGUGGUGUUUGUUAAGCCCAUGGGCCGGCCCAAGGGAGGAGGAGGGGGAAUGGGCCGGGAGGCUAGUGGUGGGCCUGGGGAUAGGGCUUUGAGGUUGGUAGUGCAGACGGCGUCGUGUUUGCUGAACGGUGCGUCGAUUCCGGUGGAGCUGGAGGAUUCGAGUACUGUGAGUGAUCUGAGGGAGCUUCUGUUGAGGAGUAAGAGCGGGCUUCCUAGGGAUGAUUACAUUUUCAUACAUAGGCAGAGGAUAAUGAGGGAGAAUUGCAGCUUGAGGUGGCAUGGUGUUCAGAAUGGUGAGGUUGUUUAUGUGUUCAAAGGGACAGUUAGCCGUGCCGGGAAUUGA